Filobasidium floriforme is the source of this 907-nucleotide messenger RNA. RefSeq lists its product as uncharacterized. The transcript is spliced from 5 exons. The record is from RefSeq and is a predicted model, not a curated record. NCBI's taxonomy places the organism in Eukaryota, Fungi, Basidiomycota, Tremellomycetes, Filobasidiales, Filobasidiaceae. Bases 84 to 605 code for a protein of 173 amino acids.
CUUGUAGCUUGUAGAUUUCUUUCGUAGAUAUCGCGAUAACACCUUGUUAACGAAACAAAUCAAGUAACUCAAAUUCGCCCAACAUGCCCUCCGAAAGAUCUCUCAAGAUCCUCCACACCCCCUGGCUCGUCCUCUCCACCAUCACCUCCAUAGUAGCACUGGCCAUCUCGGCAUCCUUGGUCGACUAUUACAACAACAACGGUUACCCAGCCAUCGAUGGGGAUUACAAGCCGAGGAUCCGGAUCGUCUUGGUGGCGAGCGUGUGGAUGGCCUUUUUCAGUAUCUACCUCCUAGUCGGGUUCCUGCUUGCUCCCGGAAACAUCCUCUUUGGGAUCCUCGCUCACUGGGUCGCCUUGACCAUCGGAUUCUUGCUGUUCCUGAUCGGAAACUCGUCCUUGACCUCGCUCACGGACGGGACCUCGUGUGGGAACGUAGGGGACGCCUUUAGACGGUGUAACAUCGUCAAGGGACUGGUCGUCGUCGCCUGGAUCGACGUGAUCGUCAUCUUUGUCAUGUGGCUCUUUGUGACCCUGCUCGCCUGGAAGGCGAGGAAGGCGCUGGGAAUCCACCGGAGCUCGCUGCUCGACGCUUGGUUGGCCUGGUAGGCGACGGCCGUUGGUCUCGAGGUCGUGUGAAGUUCAGGGGGUUCGACUUUGAGUGUGGUUCGUUAGAUGUCGUGGAGGAGGUAAAUAUGUGCAGGUUUACAUGGGGCUUGGGCGAGGUCCGACUUGCCUGGGCCCAGGGUCGGACGCGCUUGUAUAUGAUCCUGGAGGAGGCUCGGUUGUCGCUUGUUGUGAUAUAAUUCUCGUCUCCCAAAGACAAGCCAAGAUGGGUGACCUACGAGGUUGAUUUGGUCUAUCAUAAUCUUGCCACGAGUCGUUCUCGUUGAUUGGCGUACGAUAUCAAC